Molecule: messenger RNA, 1121 nt
Organism: Passer domesticus (house sparrow)
Lineage: Eukaryota; Metazoa; Chordata; Aves; Passeriformes; Passeridae
Gene: RRS1
Product: ribosome biogenesis regulator 1 homolog
Exons: 1
Coding region: 39-1121 (360 amino acids)
Biological process (GO): ribosomal large subunit biogenesis; ribosome biogenesis; endonucleolytic cleavage in ITS1 to separate SSU-rRNA from 5.8S rRNA and LSU-rRNA from tricistronic rRNA transcript (SSU-rRNA, 5.8S rRNA, LSU-rRNA)
Cellular component (GO): nucleolus; preribosome, large subunit precursor; nucleus
Molecular function (GO): protein binding
Source: RefSeq, a predicted model, not a curated record
GGGCAGCGGCGGCGCCGCUCGCACGUGGAGCCGCUGCCAUGGCGGCCGUGCGGGUGGAGGCGGUGCUGGCGGCCGCCGAGGAGCAGGAGGCGGAGAAGCGGCGGAGCAUCACGGUGGAAAAGGAGCUGGAGCUGGAGUACGACCUGGGCAAUUUGCUGGCCGUGGACCGCAACCCGCCUCCGGCGGCGGCGCUGCGCGGGGCCGGCCCGCGGCGGGAGGCGCUGCUGCGGGCGCUGGCCCGCGACAACACGCAGCUGCUCGUGUCGCGGCUCUGGGAGCUGCCGGCCGAGCGCGCCGGCGGCGCCGGGGGCCCGCUGGUGGCGCAGCUGCCCGAGCCCGCGUUCCGCCUGCCGCGGGAGAAGCCGCCGCCCAAGCCGCGGCCGCCGACGCGCUGGGAGCAGUUCGCGCGGCUGAAGGGCAUCCGCCGCAAGAAGAAAACCUCGCUGGUGUGGGACGAGCAGGCCAAGGAGUGGCGGCGGCGCUGGGGCUACCGGCGGGCGGGCGGAGACCCGUCCCGCGCCUGGCUGGCGGAGGUGCCGGCGGGCGCCGACCCCGAGGAGGACCAGUUCGCCCGGCUGCGGCGGGAGAAGCGGGAGCGGGUGGCGCGCAACGAGCUGAACCGGCUGCGCAACCUGGCCCGGGCGCACCGCGCCGGGAGCGCCGUGCCCGCCGCGCCCCUGCACCCCACCGGGCACCAGGACCGCGAGGAGCUGCGGCGGGCGGCCCGCGUGGCCCGCGUCUCCACCGCCUCGCUCGGCCGCUUCCAGCCGCGCCUGCCCAAGGAGUCAGCGGAGCCGCCCUCCCGCAGCGGCGGCAAGAAGCGCCGCUUCGAGCCGCUGCUGGGCAACCUGGCGGCCGAGCGCAGCCGGCAGCUGGAGCUGCUGCGGGACAUGGGCAGCAAGAAGCCGGUGCUCGACAUCACCCGCGCCGUCAACAAGCAGCUGCGGCAGGAGGAGGCCGAGGCGGCCGCUGCCAACAAGGGCAAGAAGCAGUCGAAGCGGGGCAAGCGCGGCCGCCGGCAGCAGCGGCCGGGGCGCAGCGGCAAGAAGAGCGCAGCCCGGCGGCAGCCGCAGAAGCCUGCGGGCGGCGGCAGCGGCGGGGCCAGGAGGAAGAAGGCGUGA